Cornus florida is the source of this 3342-nucleotide messenger RNA. Its product is annotated as nuclear intron maturase 1, mitochondrial. Gene Ontology annotation, biological process: mRNA processing. Lineage: Eukaryota; Viridiplantae; Streptophyta; Magnoliopsida; Cornales; Cornaceae. The record is from RefSeq and is a predicted model, not a curated record. Bases 441 to 2534 code for a protein of 697 amino acids. The transcript has 3 exons.
UUGCAACAGUUGCAACCACGUGGAUAUGUAAUUCAGUCUAAUUAAAGCUCUCUAACUAAGAAAAAUAUAUUUAAAAAGAAAUAAAAAUUAUAAGUAAUCAAAAAAUCGGACACAUUCAAUUUUUAUGUGAGUAAAAAAAAAAAAAUGUUUACCUUAUGGCUGGAGUUUUAAAGUCUAAAAAUUGAAACAGACCAGCUUAACAAAAAUGGUCAACCCACCCAAAUUGCCCAAACAAGAUUUGUUGGCCUUUUUGGGAGCCAAAUUGGCCAAACAAGUUUUGUAGGCCUUUCUGGGAGUGGUAGCUCUAACAUCUACAACUCCUCCAGCUCAGACAGGUCCGGAUCAAUAAAGCCCAUCUCACCGCCAAGUAAACGCUAAGCAUUCAAAUCGAAGCACUCAGUCGAACAAAACGUUCGCUUCAAAAUUGUAACCAAUUGAAAAUGUCUCUGAGAACAACCAUCAAACACCUCAGACGCAUCACUUCCGUUCGCUCUCUCUCACACUUUUCUCCCCACCACCGCCACGAGGACCACCGUCAGCAGCCUCCUGAACAAGACCCAUAUUCUCUUUUAAAAGAAGACCCUAUCCAAGUCCUCUCAGACCUCUGGGUCCGAACCUUCUCUGAUCACCACAACCAAACCCAGACUUGCAAACCCUUUUCCAACCUCACCGGCUUUCUCUCCAAGCUCGAUCUCUGGGUUUUGGCAUACCAGCGCACGUGUGCCCACGUGACCGGAUCUUUUCCUCCUCGUAACGCCAUUCAUUCCCACAUACUCUGUGACCUCCUAUCCCUCCGCAACGCCAUCGUCAAAGGUCAGUUCGUCUGGAACAUGAAGACCCACCUCUACAUUCGCAGUCCCAACGACAAACCUCUCACCACAGUGAUAUCCAGACGCAAGCUCCAAUCGAUUCUAGACUCCGAUACGCCGCCUUUUCAAGACCGCGUUGUUCAGGAAGUCCUCUUGAUGAUUCUGGAACCCAUUUUCGAGUCUCGGUUUUCGCCCAAAUCGCACGCCUUUCGACCCGGUAGGAAUGCGCACACAGUCAUUCGGACCAUUCGGAGUCAUUUUGCUGGGUAUCUAUGGUUCUUAAAAGGUGAUAUGAGCGAAAUUUUUUCCAAUGUCGAUAAAAAUGUUGUGAUGGGUUUUGUUGAGAACGCAGUGAAGGAUAAGAAAGUAUUGAGCUUGAUCAAAACGGCAUUCGGAGUACCGUUAAGAAAUGGAUUACGAUUUGGUACUGAAAGUAAGGGAGAGUUUGGAAGGAAGAAGAGGAAGAAAAGAAAGGGGGCCACUAAGAAAAAGAUUCUGAAUUGGAAUGAGCCGAAACCAGACCCCUACUGGUUAAGAACUUUCUUCGAUUUUUCCCCUGAGGAAGCUGCCAAGGUACCCAAUUAUGGUCAUUGUGGAAUUCUUAGUCCUUUACUUGCUAAUGUAUGUCUUAACGAAUUGGAUCACACCAUGGAAGAAGAAAUUGCUAAGUUUUUUCAGCCAUCUAAGCUCGAUUCAAUUUGGAAAGAUUCAAUUAAUGAUGGUAGUCAUAACCCUGCUUGGCCUGAGUUUGUUCCAUCAAGUGGGAAGGAGAAAACAAGAAAAAUGGAUUACAUUCGUUUUGGGGGUCAUUUCUUGAUUGGAAUUCGAGGACCUAGAGAGGAUGCAGUGGAAAUUCGCAAGGCAAUCAUUGAAUUUUGUGAUAGCAAAUAUGGGAUAAGGUUGGAUAAUUCGAAGGUGGAGAUAGAGCACAUAACUAGGGGAAUUCAGUUCUUGGAUCAUAUAAUUUGUCGUCGGGUGAUACACCCAACUCUUCGUUACACAGCUACUGGUGGUAAAAUUGUGAGUGAGAAAGGUAUAGGGACUUUGCUUUCGGUUACUGCUAGCUUGCAACAGUGUAUUCGCCAAUUUAGGCGGCUCGCGUUUGUUAAGGGUGAUAGAGAUCCUGAGCCACUGCCUUGCACUCCAAUGCUCUACUCAAGUCAAGCCCAUACCAAUGCACAGAUGAAUAAGUUCCUCGAGACAAUGGCAGAUUGGUAUAGAUAUGCAGAUAACCGCAAGAAAAUUGUUGGAUUUUGUGCCUAUGUGAUUCGUAGUUCUCUAGCUAAACUAUAUGCAGCAAGGUAUAGAUUAAAAUCUCGUGCCAAGGUGUAUAAGAUAGCUUCACGUGAUCUCAGCCGUCCAUUGACGGAGAAUAGUAACAAUUCUGCACCUGAAUAUUCAGAUCUUUUGAGGAUGGGGCUUGUUGAUGCCAUUGCGGGUGUUCAGUUCUCUCACAUGUCUAUGAUUCCAUCAUGUGAUUACACUCCAUUCCCAAGGAAUUGGGUGCCUGACCAUGAACAGGUGUUGCGCGAGUAUAUCAAGCUACAGGACCCAAAAUUCUUCUGUGAGUUGCUUAAAUCAGUUAAACGUAAAGGAUUAGUUCUGCCUCAAGAUGAGAUAUCUGAAAUUUUGUGGGACUGCAAGACUCUUGGAAUUCGGAAUUCCUGUUCUAAUGGUGAUUAUCAAAUGAAAAAUGCUUCAGAGAAUGUAUUGAUAUCAUCAUAAAUUCAGGAUUAGAGAGCCCUGGAAUUUAACUUCAUGGUUAAUGAUUGCUAGCAGGAGGUUUACUCCAAAGGAUUAUGGGCUUUGUCUGUCCACGUAACACACAGUUCAGAUGCAUGGGCAGUUACAUGACUAUCAUCAGAGUUUAGAUUCUUUUGGAUUAAUAGUCUGAUAGUCAUGAAGAAUUAGCACCAUUGUGAUGCUACUUGUGGAUAAAUUCAGCUUUGCACUACAUUUAUUUUUUCCUCCGAAGCUGCAUCCAAGAAGAGGGGGUAGGUAUACAGCUGCAUUUUGACAUUAUGCUGGUAAUAGUUAACUUGUUAUGCCAUAGUUGGAGAAUUGAAGGAUUACAUAAUGGUUUUUAGUUUCUGCUGUCAUGAAGCCUCUUGGUGGUUGUCGUAAGUCACAUAUCAUGUGAUGCCCUCUACCCCUUUGAAGCUCAUUCAGAAAGGGAAAUUGAAACAAGCUUAGUAACUUGGAAAGUGGUGUUUAUGCAACGGAGGAAGGUGGUGGGUUGGCAUUAGGAACUUUUGUACUUUUAACCAAGCUUUGUUAGAUAAGCGGUUAUGAUAAUGACGAAUGGAGACGGAAUUUUUUUGUGGAGAAGGGGGUUGUUGGAUAGUGUGGAAGCAUUAGGGAUGAUUGCUUGUUUAUUGAAGCUCUACAAGUGGGACUUUGGAAAGCCAUUAGGUUUUGCUGGGAGGGAUUUGAUGAGUGUUUUUUUUUGGGCUCCAUUUUGAUGCCCUUUGAGGUAUAUGUUACUUAUUGAAAGGAAAAAGAAGCAUCAACAUUAUGUAAUUUCUUUUACAAA